This is a messenger RNA of Capronia coronata CBS 617.96, 870 nucleotides long. RefSeq lists its product as uncharacterized. The record is from RefSeq and is a predicted model, not a curated record. The transcript has a single exon. Gene Ontology annotation, molecular function: FMN binding. NCBI's taxonomy places the organism in Eukaryota, Fungi, Ascomycota, Eurotiomycetes, Chaetothyriales, Herpotrichiellaceae. Bases 1 to 870 code for a protein of 289 amino acids.
AUGUCUCAUCCUACCGCAACCAGCCCUGCGCCGUGGAAGCCGACAUUUGAGUCCCAUCUUGAAAAGGUUGGGGGCGCAGGUGCAGAAUUCACUCUAGCAACCGUCAGUGCCAAGGGCUUGCCUCAUGCUCGAACCUGCAUCUUCCGUGGCUUCUGGGCAACACUACCGCCGAAUGAGCACAAUGAACUACCCAAGAACCCUUCGAUCUACGGGUCCGACUGUCCCACAUUCACUACGGAUGCACGCAUGGUCAAAACGUACGAUAUCUUUGCGACAGGGAAGGGCAAGGGAGACUUGGCGCAAUCCCGCUCAGGAUCCGGAGGUGGAGGCCCUGUCGAAGCGGUGUUCUGGGUCAAAGAGACAAUGACCCAAUGGCGGAUAAGGGGAAAGUGUUGGCUCGUGGCGGCUGAAGAUGUAGAAGGAGGAGAAGAGGCUCAGAAUUCGGGGACCGUCACCGUCAAAGCAGAAGUUGGACGGUAUAUGCGAGUCAAGGAGGGAUCCAACCAUGCCGAAAAGGAGAAAGACUGGUCAUGGAAGCUGGAGGUGGAAAACUACUUCGAGAACUUGUCGCCAAUGAUGAGAGGGACAUUUAAGAAUCCUCCUCCAGGACAACCGUUACGAGAAGGUAAGGAUGACAGUGCGGGCGAAGGACUCGGGCAGAAGGCGGGACACCUAUCAGAUGAACCGCUCGCGCGGAAGAACUUCCGGGUCUGUAUCAUCACGCCGGAGCAGGUAGAGGCAGUCGACCUGACUGAUCCUGCCAAUUGUAUUCGACAGGUGUGGACGUUGGCAGAGGAAGCGGGAGGGCCGGGAGGUCCUCAACCGAGUGAAUCUUUAGGCGAGUGGAACUUGGUCCAGACAUGGCCGUGA